AUGUCCGUUAUGCGGCCGUCAUCGGAGCGGCGGCCAAAAUCAUCAGUGACGACUGACCUGUGGCGACGCGUCCGCUCCACCGAUGCCAAACCAUGGGACAGCUCAAUUCAUACAAACGGAGGCGGAGCUGUAUCAGCGAGUGGGACGGGGCGCAGAAAGCUCGCUGCGGUAAAUACGACGGCGCAGGGGACACCUCUUCGAUCCUCGUACUCCACCGUGGUCGCAAAUCCAGCCGCCGCAUUGGUGGCCAGCGUGCCACCAAUGAAUGAGCCACAGGUGGAACUCAUGAGUCAGCUGCAGGACGUUGUUGUCCGCCUUUCACAGAGUGCAGUGGGGGAAAAGCAGCGCCUUGCUCACAUGCAACAGCGUUUGGACGCCUAUGCGGCGUUGGUGCGGGAGCAAGAUCGCAUGAUUGAUGAACUUAGAGGAAUGAACAUUAGACUGCAAAAGGAAAAAGAUGCACUUAUUUCUUUUCGACAGCAAAGCCUCAAUCAUGACCUCCAACUUAUGAGCAACCUGGAAAACGAUGGAGGGAUAGAUGAGGAGGUGCGGCGGGCCUACACAAAAUUUGAGGGACAGCAGAGCCCUUAUGGAGCGUCUUACAACGGUUCACUCGGGGCAAUGACUCCUCCGUGUUCACGUGGGUUUGUACAUUCCUUGGUGGCUCAGCUGCGCGACGAGCGGCGCAAACGCUUAGAGGUAGAGGAGCAGAGCAGUCGUAUGAUUGGGGAACAGCAAGUGACAAUCCAACGACUGGAGGAUCGCCUAAGACCACAAACUGUGGCACCUCGCAGUAGUUUGGCUGCUCGAAUGGAAGGCUCACAAGCUUUUUACCCGAAAAAGGCGUCAAAUGAAGAAGAUGCAUCCAAUACACCUAUGCAUUCUUACUGCACCGAGGCUGUGUGUGAGCCCAUAUUGUCGACAACGCCGCAUGCGACAAAUCAAGAUGAAGUAACUUCACAAGUACGCCCGACUGUACCUAUUGUGCCACCCAUUCCACUGCCAGACCGCAAUAAAGAGAUCGUUGUUCUUGUAAGCGAUCCUUUACGACAUGCAGGAAGUAACGAACAAGAGGAUGCCCCAAAUGUUGACGUUUCCGUAGCAAUUCAUGGCACAAGUUACGAAGAAGCUUCCGCCAUUUUGUCUGACAUUCGAAAAAGACACGGAUUAUAA
Messenger RNA from Trypanosoma rangeli, 1173 nucleotides. RefSeq lists its product as uncharacterized. The record is from RefSeq and is a predicted model, not a curated record. The coding region runs from base 1 to 1173 and encodes 390 amino acids. The transcript has a single exon. Lineage: Eukaryota; Euglenozoa; Kinetoplastea; Trypanosomatida; Trypanosomatidae.